Molecule: messenger RNA, 1020 nt
Organism: Plasmopara halstedii
Lineage: Eukaryota; Oomycota; Peronosporomycetes; Peronosporales; Peronosporaceae
Product: replication factor c subunit 4
Exons: 2
Coding region: 1-1020 (339 amino acids)
Biological process (GO): DNA repair; DNA-templated DNA replication
Cellular component (GO): nucleus; DNA replication factor C complex
Molecular function (GO): DNA binding; DNA clamp loader activity; ATP binding
Source: RefSeq, a predicted model, not a curated record
AUGUUCAGCUCUCCAGUGACGUCCAAGACAAAUGUAAUGGCGCCAGUACUGCCCUGGGUAGAAAAAUAUCGCCCCAAAAACGUGAACGAGAUCGCUCAUCAGGAGCAUGUUGUUGCCACGCUUAAAACCUCGAUAUCUAAUGGACAGCUGCCCCACUUGCUAUUUUACGGACCUCCGGGUACGGGUAAGACGUCCACCAUUGUAGCGGUAGGUCGGCAGCUUUUUGGACCAGACUUCCGCAAAAAUGGCCGAUUUUUGGAACUCAACGCAUCGGAUGAUCGAGGCAUCAAGGUGGUCCGCGAGAAAGUGAAGAGUUUUGCCCAAGGUGCAAUAAGUAGCAUUAGUGGUCUACCGCCCUUUAAGAUCAUUGUUCUUGAUGAGGCCGAUUCUAUGACCGGUGACGCCCAGUCAGCGUUGCGGCGCAUGAUGGAAAACUACUCUAAAGUCACUCGGUUUUGCCUUAUCUGUAAUUAUGUCAGCCGUAUUAUUGAGCCCGUGGCCUCACGAUGCGCCAAAUUUCGCUUUGCACCACUUGAAAGGGUCUCUAUGGCGUCUCGUAUGCGCUUUAUCGCAUCGGAAGAGCAUGUUAAUGUGUCAGACUCGGUUUUGGAUUUGCUUCUCGAGUGUUCAAACGGAGAUUUGCGUAAAGCAAUUAACUACUUGCAAAGUGCCAAGCAGCUUUGCGCCGAUGAGGACCUUUCAAAUGAUGAUGUUAUUGCAGUGGCAGGUCUUGCUCCUCUAGAGCUACUGCAGCAAUUUUGGGCUUCGGUGGCUUCUAACAGCUUUGAGAAGAUGAAGACAGACAUUGAGAGCAUAUUACUGGCUGGAUACCCUGUGCUCACAAUAUUGCGGCAACUAAAUGAUGACGUGCUCUCACUAGAUAAGCUGAAUGACGUACAAAAGGCCAAAAUUUGUCUUCGCAUUGCUGAGACUGAUAAAAAGCUGGUUGAUGGCGCCAGUGAGCAUUUCCAGCUGCUCGACGUCGCAUCCUAUGCUAUGCGUGUAUAUCACACAUCGUAG